This is a messenger RNA of Anopheles stephensi (Asian malaria mosquito), 1675 nucleotides long. RefSeq names its product mitochondrial carrier homolog 2 (gene Mtch). The coding region runs from base 139 to 1158 and encodes 339 amino acids. Lineage: Eukaryota; Metazoa; Arthropoda; Insecta; Diptera; Culicidae. The transcript is spliced from 5 exons. The record is from RefSeq and is a predicted model, not a curated record.
UGUGCGUAAAAUCCGUCGUCGAAGAAGAAAAACAUCGAUGCAGCGUAACAUUGUUGUUUUCUUUGCGGCGAACGAAUAGUGAAUAAAGUGUCCAAAUUUGAUUACGAUUAGCACGAAUUAGGGUAGCUUUACGAAAAAAUGUUGAACGACCCACGUUAUGUAGCGCAGCAACACAAGGAUAUGGAGGAAAACAGAAAGGUGGUAGAGGAAGGAAUCGAUUCAACAAUAAGAUUCGGGUUUCGGCUCGUUUGCUCGACGGCCCUGUAUCCGCUCGAGUAUGCCAAAACCCUGAUCCAGCUCGGAUAUGAACCAAUCGCACCCCGCCCCGGACGAACACUGUUUGGUGCGAGGGCUAUGAUGCUACCAAAUAUUUUCCAGUACGCUGCGUACAUUAAAAGCGUCGACGGAUUUUUCGGAUGUUUCCGAGGGCUAGGCCCCCGGCUGCUUGGCAAUGUGCUGAGCUCUUACUACGGUGAAAAACUGGCCCUGGUCGUGGUGGCGAAGCCGGCGACCCGUUUCGAUGAUCCUGCCUUCUGGUACGAGGGAAUGGACAAGGCAGCUUUGGACGAGUACAUGGAGAUGGAGGACGGCGAGGACAAACAGGCGCCGGGGGGCAGUAUGCUCCGCAAAGCCGUAGCGCAUGUAUGCGGUGUGGUCAUUUCUCACCCGUUCCACGUGGUUUCAAUCCGUAUGAUGGCGCAGUUCAUCGGGCGGGAGCAUAUUUACGAUGGGCUGUUCAGCUCGAUCAAGGAAAUCUGGGUGCACGAAGGCAUCCGGGGUUUCUUUUCGGGGCUCAUUCCCCGCCUGUGGAUGGAUUUCUGGUGCAUGACUAUAACGACCGGAAUUACCUACCUGUUUGCCAAGUACGUCGGUGCGAACAAAACGAUGUGCGGGCACGUGAACACGAUCGCACACUUUUCGGUCACGAGCAUGCUCUACCCGUACCAUGUCGUGUCCACGUGCAUGGCCGUUCAAGGAUCCAGGUUGAAAGCCGGUAACCCGCCGAUGAUGGAUCACUACAUCAACUGGCGACACUGCCACGCACGGCUAGUAUUGCAAGGACAGCAUAAGCGAGGAGCGUCAUUCUUUUUCCGAACUGUCGCUAGAGCUCCUGCCAAGCGGACUGAUUCAUUCGCACCAUAUCCGGAACUGAAGUAAUGCGCACUAGCAAGGCGGCAAAAGGAAGAUGUGGAUGAAUGCAAUAGCCGGCAUUACGGUACACACCGCAGCUUUCCUUCAUUAUACACCAUUACGAUUCGUUACUUUCCACCAAAACAAAGCUUCUAGCUGCCAGCCCGACGCGAUGGAACGGGGGCCAGUUCAAAACUAAUGUUCUAUUUUGUGCAUUUAGCUGUUUUUGCCUUGUUUGAUGUACUUCAGUGUUUUGUUUUGUUUUGUUUCGGUGCCAAUCGAGCGUAGAGCGUUGCAUUUAUCAUGUGAUGGAAGGACAACGUUUGAAGCUACUACAUACAUGCAGAUGAAGGGAGCACGUCUGCAUCAAUCAACUCCAUCACGCACCAAAGACGCUCUGCAUGGGGUUUAGAGGGAAUUAAUGUUGCACUACACCGCGUGCAAGAGGAAUCCGCUUCGUUCGCUCCUCAUUACAUGAAACCAUUUAAAUACCUCUUUACCGGAACAGCCAGUCAGAAAUACAAGUAAGAAACCCAAAACCCAA